This is a messenger RNA of Coffea eugenioides, 928 nucleotides long. RefSeq names its product glycine-rich cell wall structural protein-like. NCBI's taxonomy places the organism in Eukaryota, Viridiplantae, Streptophyta, Magnoliopsida, Gentianales, Rubiaceae. The transcript has a single exon. Bases 170 to 628 code for a protein of 152 amino acids. The record is from RefSeq and is a predicted model, not a curated record.
ACUUGUCAGCUUUCUUGCUCUCCCCAUCUUAAAUGCUUGCCUUUUUAACUCCUUUUACUACUUAAAUGUUCUUCUCCUUAUUGUUGUCUUCCAACUCCUUGAAGCUGAACAGCUUAUAACGUCAAAUUCAAAAAAUCCCACAAAACAAGAAACCUCUCUCCUCAGAAUCAUGAAUUCCAUAGCUGCCACCUCUGUCAUCCUAGCCAUCUUCUUGAUUCUCGCGGCCUCCUCUUCCUCCGCAGUCCGACCCGACCCGAAUCACCCCGAUCACGCCACAGAUGAAAAGCCCCACCAGAGCCAGAGCAAAGGUGGGGGUGGUGAUGACAGCGGUGGGUAUGGAGGGUUCUUCGGACCCGGAGGUGGGUUCAACAUACCCGGGUACGGAACUGUUGGUGGGUACGGAGGGUACGGAGCCGGGUAUGGAGGUCCGAGCGGAGGGUACGGCAGAGGUGGCAUCAUAAGGCCAACUGUUGUGUGCAAGGAAAAAGGCCCCUGCUACCAGAAGAAGCUGAUUUGUCCCGCCAAGUGCUUCAGCUCAUUUAGCCGAUCUGGAAAAGGGUACGGCGCCGGUGGCGGUGGCGGUGGCUGCACCAUGGAUUGCAAGAAGAAAUGUGUUGCCUAUUGUUAAGCACAUAAAGCUGGUGGCUCCUCUAUGGUUGGGUUGGGCUCGGCGUUCUUGGUUACUACUGCUACUACUACGACUACUAAACUAGAAAAUGGUAUGGUGGCUGCUUUUGUUGCAAGAGUUUUCUAUAGUUACAGAAGUAUUUUAAGUAUUAAUAUGACUAUAUAAAGAAAAAACGCCAUGUGAUGUAACUUAUGGUAUUGUUACUUGGUGUAAUGUGCGAGUAUGUGAGCUUAAUUAUGCAGCCAAUGAGAUAUUGUGAGGUAUUAUGGUAAUUUGGGUGUGAAUUUGGUCCUUUUUUUU